Molecule: messenger RNA, 732 nt
Organism: Metarhizium robertsii ARSEF 23
Lineage: Eukaryota; Fungi; Ascomycota; Sordariomycetes; Hypocreales; Clavicipitaceae
Product: Argininosuccinate synthase
Exons: 9
Coding region: 1-732 (243 amino acids)
Biological process (GO): urea cycle; L-arginine biosynthetic process
Cellular component (GO): cytoplasm
Molecular function (GO): ATP binding; argininosuccinate synthase activity
Source: RefSeq, a predicted model, not a curated record
AUGGAUGUACCGGCAAGGGUUCUGACGCCUUGGAGAAUUCCAGAGUUCUUUGAACGAUUCGCUGGUCGCCAGGAUCUUCUCAACUUUGCGGCCCAGGACAAGAUUCCCGUCAGCUCUACGCCCAAGGCCCCCUGGAGCAUGGAUGACAACCUCGCGCCCUGCUCGUAUGAGGCAGGAAUCUUGGAGCAAUCAGAGCUGACGCACCCGGAAAACAUGUGGACCCGUACAGUCGAUCCCAUGAAGGCGCCUGACGAGCCGGCCAAGUUCACGAUUCACUUCGAGAAGGGUAUCCCUGUCAAGGUCGAGAUCGGUGACAAGGUUGUCACUGGCUCUUUGGAGAUCUUCAAGGCCCUCAACGAGAUCGGCCGGGUGCAUGGCGUCGGUCGUAUUGACAUUGUUGAAUCGAGGUUCAUCGGUCUCAAGAGCCGUGGCUGCUACGAUACGCCUGGUCUCACCAUCGCCAGACUUGCCCAUAUCGAUCUGGAAGGCCUUGUGAUGGAUUCUAAAGUUCGCUCGCUUUGCGACCGCUUUGUGACAUAUGAGUGGUCACAGUGUCUGCAUAAUGGUAAGUUAUUUCUAUGCGGUCUCUUUGGAUACGCAUCACUCGUGCUCAAAUUCUUGGCCAGGCAUGACUUCAGUCCGGAGCGGGAGUUUCUCCAACACUCCCUCGAGUUCAGCCAGAGGCAGGUUGACGGCAAGGUCCACAUGAUGGCCUUCAAGGGCAAUGCCUAG